Messenger RNA from Diuraphis noxia (Russian wheat aphid), 559 nucleotides. RefSeq lists its product as uncharacterized. The record is from RefSeq and is a predicted model, not a curated record. Lineage: Eukaryota; Metazoa; Arthropoda; Insecta; Hemiptera; Aphididae.
CUCUCGCCACACCGUCUCGGUCUCCCACGGGUUAUUCGUCGUUUUUACACAGGCUUUAGUGCACCGUGAAUCUCCGCCAUGAAACAGCUCGUGCCGUCCGCCGCCGUCGCCGGUCUGCUGGCCGUCCAAACGUUGCUGAUGUUCGGCGUCCUGGACUUGAACCGGGCCGAAGUCCGAGCCCAGGAGAGCCCGUUCGAGUUGCCCGUCCAGCUCAUCGGUUUCCCYGUCAUCAUCAUCGCCGUCAAGAUGUCCAAUUUCGUCAAGAAACUCGCGUACGCCCUGAACCCGAGCACCUACAGGAGAAAGGCUAAGAGGGACUUGCAAGGUGUGAUGUCGCCCACCACAACCUUGUCGUCUUUGGACGUGCUCAAGGCCCAGGAGAUGAUACUGAAGGAAAUGGGUCCGGACGUGUGUGUYUACGAGAAGGUGUGCUCCGCGUACGCCGAAGCGGCAGCGCUCGCCAAAAAGGAUCGCAACAGUGGCAAGUCCAGGGUGGACCGGAUAGACUGGGAAAAGAUCAUCAGGUGAGUGAUGUCGAUUAUUAGAUACGUCAAAAACC